Messenger RNA from Arctia plantaginis, 486 nucleotides. NCBI's taxonomy places the organism in Eukaryota, Metazoa, Arthropoda, Insecta, Lepidoptera, Erebidae. The record is from the annotation of a GenBank genome assembly.
AUGUCAAAUAAUCGUAUCCCUUCUGGGCCCAAUACGCCUGGGAGUCAGCAAACCUCCCCACAGCAAGGUAUAAAGAUAUUUAUACAGAGGGACUAUGCUGAAGGUACUGCUGUGAAGUUUCAAAACCGUUUCCCGCCUGAACUGGAAGACAGGAUAGACAGGCAAUUGUUUGAAUACACUAUGGACCGGCUGAACGAACACUUCGAGAUGGCAGAGACGGCUGAUUGCAGCACCUACUGUGAAGGUUGCCUAGCGUGUUUGACAGCCUACUUUAUUUAUAUAUGCACGGAGACACAUUAUGAAAAGCACCUGAGAAAAGUAUCAAAAUUUAUAGCGACACAAAACGAACGAGUGUACAACCCUAGAGGCAUCCACAUAACAGAUCCGAUACUUCGAGGGUUGCGGGUCAUUGAGAUCACCGUCAUCGACGUCCCCAACUGCCAGAGUCCAACUGGCAAUGCCAACACACAGAUGAGGCACACAUGA